Messenger RNA from Notolabrus celidotus (New Zealand spotty), 2127 nucleotides. It is a transcript of the gene slc17a7a, whose product is annotated as solute carrier family 17 member 7a. Gene Ontology annotation, cellular component: excitatory synapse; synaptic vesicle membrane. Gene Ontology annotation, biological process: transmembrane transport; neurotransmitter loading into synaptic vesicle; monoatomic anion transport. The record is from RefSeq and is a predicted model, not a curated record. Lineage: Eukaryota; Metazoa; Chordata; Actinopteri; Labriformes; Labridae. Gene Ontology annotation, molecular function: neurotransmitter transmembrane transporter activity; L-glutamate transmembrane transporter activity.
CCGGCCGGGUCAAGAAGCUGCAAGGAUGGAGAUCAGACCAGACAGGUUUAAGGCGGCGGCGGCAAAAACUCUGGGGAGAAUUAACAGGCUGAUAGAGAAACGGCAGCCCAAUGGAGAAUCCAUCGAGUUAUCCGCAGAGGGCCGCCCUGAGCUGGUGGAGGAGAAGGAGCUGCCGGUGGUGGACUGCACCUGCUUCGGCCUGCCGAGGCGGUACAUCAUCGCCAUCCUGUCUGGCCUGGGGUUCUGCAUCUCUUUCGGCAUCCGGUGCAACCUGGGUGUGGCCAUCGUGAGCAUGGUCAACGACCACACUGUCUACAGAGGCAACAAGGAAGUGCUUGUGGCGGCACAGUUCACCUGGGACCCUGAGACAGUGGGAAUGAUCCACGGCUCCUUCUUUUGGGGCUACAUAGUCACACAGAUCCCGGGUGGCUUUAUAUGUCAAAAAUUUGCCGCCAACAGAGUUUUCGGCUUUGCCAUCGUGGCCACAUCCACCCUCAACAUGCUGAUUCCAUCUGCUGCUCGCUGUCAUUACAGCUGUGUCAUCCUGGUCAGGAUAUGCCAGGGCCUUGUUGAGGGUGUGUCAUACCCAGCCUGCCACGGGAUCUGGGCCAAAUGGGCACCUCCUCUGGAGAGAAGUCGAUUAGCCACAACAGCCUUUUGUGGAUCCUAUGCAGGGGCAGUGGUGGCCAUGCCUCUAGCUGGGAUACUGGUGCAAUACACUGGGUGGCCUUCAGUAUUCUAUGUCUAUGGCAGUUUUGGGAUAUUCUGGUAUUUGUUUUGGGUCCUGGUGUCUUAUGAGAGUCCUGCAGCCCACCCUACAAUCACACCCGAGGAGAGGAAGUACAUUGAAGAUGCAAUUGGAGAAUCUGCAGGCUUUGUAAAUCCUCUCCAGAAAUUUAAAACCCCAUGGAGACACUUCUUCACCUCCAUGCCCGUCUACGCUAUCAUCGUGGCCAACUUCUGCAGGAGCUGGACCUUCUACCUGCUGCUCAUCAGCCAGCCGGCUUACUUUGAGGAAGUCUUUGGAUUUGAGAUCAGCAAGGUGGGGAUAGUGUCAGCUUUGCCUCACCUGGUGAUGACAAUCAUCGUGCCUAUUGGAGGCCAGUUGGCAGACUACCUGAGGAUCCACAACCUGAUGUCCACCACCAAUGUCAGGAAGCUCAUGAACUGUGGAGGUUUCGGGAUGGAGGCCACGCUCCUGCUGGUGGUGGGAUACUCUCACACUAAAGGUGUCGCCAUUUCUUUCUUGGUCCUGGCUGUGGGUUUCAGUGGAUUCGCUAUCUCAGGGUUCAACGUCAAUCACUUGGACAUCGCGCCUCGAUACGCCAGCAUACUGAUGGGCAUCUCAAACGGGGUAGGAACGUUAUCCGGGAUGGUUUGUCCUCUCAUCGUGGGAGCCAUGACCAAACACAAGACACGGGAGGAGUGGCAGGGCGUCUUCCUCAUAGCCUCCGUCGUUCAUUAUGGAGGAGUGAUCUUCUAUGGACUCUUUGCAUCGGGAGAGAAGCAGCCAUGGGCCGACAUAGAGGACACCAGCGAGGAGAAGUGCGGCAUCAUCGACGAGGACGAACUAGCCAAUGAGACGGAGGAGCUCUACCGUGGAGGCGGGCAGUACGGGGCCAUGAGCCAACAGGGCGUUGGAUCAAAUGGAGGAGGGGGGGGAGCCGGCGCUGGAUGGGUGUCGGACUGGGAUAAGUCUGAGGAGUACGUUCAGCCACCCGGACACAACUCCUACAUGUACGGAGGAGAAGAGGAGAGGGAGCUGACAUAGAAGAGUGAGGAGACACGAGUCUAAAACACCGAGGUGACGAAGAGAGGAAGAUUGGUUUUGGAGAGGGAUUGUAAGAGAGCAUCUGCUGUGCUGAACGGACCUGCUGUGUCCUGUUAUACAAACCUUACAGUGCACAUAUCAGAAGUUUGGAUCUGGUUCAUUCCAUUCAGAGUGUGUGUAUGUGUGUGUGUGUACAUGUGCAUGUGUGUCUUAGAGUACUUAAUAUUAACUAACACAUACAGGAUUCACUGCAAAAACUGGACUCAUAUCCCAGACUUCAUCCUGCUCUUGAGCUUUGUUGUGAUUGGUCAGGAGUUUCCACAACAUCACUGAGGAGAUUCUUUGUGAAUGUGUGU